CAUAUAUAUGCAUUUACACUCACAAUUUUGUCUAUGCAUUAAUCAUUAAUGAACAUGAUGAAGUUAUACCAAUUUGAAUUGCUCUUAUCCCUCCUCUUCAUCAUUGUCAAUACAACCCUUUCAGGUUAUAUCCCUCAAUUGUCUCCUUCUCUUGGCAAACAAACAGAAGAGAUUCAAGGCCUAUCUAAAAUCAAACAACAUUUGUACCAUUUCAAGUACCUCCAAGGAUUAUAUUUGGUUGGCUUUGAUGACUAUCUAGACAACAAAACAAUAUCCGCUAUUAAGGCCUACCAACAAUUUUUCAAUCUUCAAGUUACGGGUCACCUAGACACCGAGACUUUACAACAAAUCAUGUUACCACGAUGUGGUGUUCCCGAUAUAAAUCCCGAUAUAAAUCCCGAUUUCGGCUUUGCUCGUGCACAAGGAAACAAGUGGUUCCCUAAGGGUACGAAAGAACUUACCUAUGGUUUUCUUCCGGAGAGCAAAAUCUCAAUCGACAAGGUCAAUGUAUUUAGAAAUGCCUUCACACGAUGGUCGCAGACCACUAGGGUCCUAAAAUUUAGCGAGGCGACUUCAUACGAUGAUGCUGACAUUAAGAUUGGAUUCUACAAUAUUAGUUACAAUUCCAAAGAAGUUAUUGAUGUUGUGGUGAGUGACUUUUUCAUCAACUUGAGAAGUUUUACGAUACGUCUGGAAGCUUCAAAGGUCUGGGACUUGGAGACUGUGGCCAUGCAUCAAAUAGGUCAUCUACUAGGACUUGAUCACUCUUCUGAUGUGGAGUCUAUUAUGUACCCAACAAUAGUGCCAUUGCAUCAAAAGAAGGUGCAGAUAACAGUUUCAGAUAACCAAGCCAUACAACAACUCUACACCAAACAAACCAAUCAAGACCGUGAUGAACUUGGCUUCUUUGAUUAUAGUGGAGACUUCUUUGAGUCAAGUUCUGGUCUUCUGAACUCUUUGUCCCUUGGUUUUGCUUUCGUGGCUCUGAUGAAUUUGGCUUUCUAAUUAAUACAUCAUUUGAUUAGGGACUCACUUUUACGUAAGUUAAAUAAUUAAUUUGUGUACUUUACUUCAUGUGUCAUUUUCGGUUAAUGUUAAAUAGUUUGUUAUGGGGUAUCAUGAUACGUGAUUAUUGUAAUUGAUUAGAUAUCCAUUGGAGUGCAAAAUUCACUACAAUAUUGUUGGGAUAUUUAGCAACAUUUGAAAAAUGAUACAAAGCCAUACAAAAAUGUAAUGAAUUUGAUUUAGUAA
This is a messenger RNA of Medicago truncatula (barrel medic), 1251 nucleotides long. Its product is annotated as metalloendoproteinase 1. Gene Ontology annotation, biological process: extracellular matrix organization; proteolysis; collagen catabolic process. Gene Ontology annotation, cellular component: extracellular matrix. The record is from RefSeq and is a predicted model, not a curated record. The transcript has 2 exons. Gene Ontology annotation, molecular function: zinc ion binding; metalloendopeptidase activity. The coding region runs from base 49 to 1005 and encodes 318 amino acids. Lineage: Eukaryota; Viridiplantae; Streptophyta; Magnoliopsida; Fabales; Fabaceae.